AUGAACAUGUCAACUUCGGCCCAAGUCCGCAGGAGAUUACGGAAUACCCCAACAAAGCCCAGAUCUGAAUCAGAAGUCCCCUUUCCGAAACGAGCGAGGCUGGCUGCGUCCAAUGACAGUCCAGUGUCAUCUCCAAUUAAAAGCCCUCUAAAACCGUCUGCAGAGGAAAAUUCUGGAUCUAUUCUUACUGCAUCUUUCUAUGGCCUACAGAAAAAUAAAACGGUCAAGGAAAAUGUACCUUUAGCAGCUAGGAAAAACAACAAAUCUGACAGUGUUAAGUCUUCUCAUAUGUCAGGGCAGCUAGCAAAAUGUAUGACUGAAAGUGGUAAGUCUACAAGUGAAAGAUCCAACCUGGAUAAGCUGAUGCUGGGAAAGAUUGCUCUGUCUCCUGUGAAACAGGCAUUUCUUCAAACCUGCGGUCUUGUAGAAUUCAGGAAAGUUUACAGAAAUGAAUAUAAAGUGUUGGAGGAAGAAAUGAAAAGGGCACAUGUCAGAGUGACUAGACUGUUAUCACAUAGUUUGAACAAAACAACAGAGGAAGAUUUAACUGAGGAUUCUACUGAUGAAGAAGACACCGUAGAGAAAAAUAUUAAUUCUCAGACCAGAGCCAAACUUCCCUCAAAAUCUGUUGCUGGCAUUUGUGACAGUCAGCCAGUGAAUGGGAAUAGCAUUCUAUCCCCUAGAAGAAAUCAGCAAAGGAUGACAGUUAAAAAUAAAAGUAAUGAAGUAAAAGGGAAAACAAGCAUCUCUGAUAAUAAUGCAAAUCAUAUCGGGAAUGGCAAACUGAAUUCACCCAUCAUGAAUGGUGAAAGUGCUACACCAACAGGAGGACGUUCUCAAAACAUUAAUAAACAGUCCACGCCAAAGACAUCCACACCUCCUAGCACCGAACGGAAAUUUUUUAAAACACGGUCACCCUUAGAAGAUACUAAAAGAGGAGUUGCUGUACUGACCAAGGGAUUUGGUUUAAAAUUUGUAACUACAAAAUCAAAACCAGCAGGCAGCAAGAAGAAGCAGCCUGCAUUUUCUCCCAGAACAAUGCAGAGUGGUUCAAAACCAAGGAAAUCCAACAGAAAACAACAAACAAAUUCUGUUAAAACAGCGACCCCAGUCUCAGGAUUCACAUUUGCUCCUGGUUUCUUAUCACCAGAAAAAGUUGCGACGGAGAAGUCAGCAGAAGAUCGACCAGAAGAAAAUGAUAAUGAGGGUUUUAGUCUUAAUAAAAACAACUGCUCUACUUACAGUUCUGCAUCACAGAAUCACACAGCUGACAAAGUUAUUGACAAUCAGUCACUUAAUGAAGUUGUUGAUAUCUGUUUGUCUGAAAACUCUGGUCAUCAAGUUGAACAACAUAUUGAUCUGUCUGUAAGGAUUUGCUCUUCUGUCAGGCUUGUAAAUCAGAAUUAUACCCCUAAUGUUGGAGAAGAAGGCCAAACACCGCAAUCAUCCCAUAAACUCUUCCCCAUUUUUGAACGUAGAAAUGAUCAGCCGGCAUCAUCUAACAAGAAACAGUCUUCAGCAUUACAGCUAAAUGAUACAUCCCCAGUAUCCAUGUCAAGCAAAUUACCCAAAGACAGUGGCAGUUCUCAGAUGAUAAUUGAUGCAGGACAGAAAAAGUUUGGUGCCACCCAAUGCCCUGUCUGUACUAUGGUAUAUUGUCAGGCUGAUCCUGCAGAUGAGGCGGCCCAUAUGAAGUUCCACAGGCAGCAUCUGGAAGUUCUCAAGUUUACAGGCUGGAAGAAAGAGCGGGUUGUGCAGGAGUACCCAGAAGACCUUGGUCGAGUCAUUCUAGUUUUGCCCGAUGAUCCAAAGUAUGCAAAAAAGAAGGUAGAGGAUGUGAACCAGCUGAUGGGCAAGGAGCUAGGAUUUUCUGACACAUCAACACCAAUUCACCCAUAUCACAAGGUAUUUCUGUAUGUGCAAGACAAACAAAUAACUGGCUGCUGUGUUGCUGAACCCGUUCAGGAGGGGUACCGCAUCAUACCAGGGGACUUGGACAAUAGUCAAGAAAGCGGACAGAGACCAUGGUGUUGUUCUCAAGUCCCAGAGCCUGUUUGUGUGGGCAUUAGCCGCUUGUGGGUUGCUGCUUCAAGCAGAAAGACUGGAGUGGCUACAAAGCUGGUGGACUGUGUCAGGCAGUGGUUCAGUUAUGGUAGCCUCAUUCCCAAACACAAGGUUGCCUUCUCUGACCCGACACCGGAUGGACGCAGGUUUGCACAGAAAUAUACGGGGACUCCAACAUUUUUGGUUUACAGAUACAAUUAUGGAUAA
This is a messenger RNA of Candidula unifasciata, 2271 nucleotides long. Lineage: Eukaryota; Metazoa; Mollusca; Gastropoda; Stylommatophora; Geomitridae. The record is from the annotation of a GenBank genome assembly.